Messenger RNA from Drosophila gunungcola (fruit fly), 153 nucleotides. RefSeq lists its product as uncharacterized. Lineage: Eukaryota; Metazoa; Arthropoda; Insecta; Diptera; Drosophilidae. The coding region runs from base 1 to 153 and encodes 50 amino acids. The record is from RefSeq and is a predicted model, not a curated record. The transcript has a single exon.
AUGCCAACAAUUAUGUUUUGGAGUCUCAUUAGUUGCAACUUAAAGUGUUCUAAUGUGUUGCCGUGUGUGAAGAACGAUGCCGUUAAUGAUGUAAGCGGCAGCUGUGAGCUGUAUACUGAAAAGCCUGAAAACCGAGCGCCAAAAGCUGAAUGA